UUCCCAAAUGAUAUUAAAUAUUAAGCAUAAAUAUGGUAAGUUUGAACUCUAGUGGAUUAGCUCAAACACUCAUAUUGGUUCUCCAAAUCAUAUUUCACAAGAUAUCUAUGGCUAAAAGAGUAGACCUCUGCUAUAAUAUAAAGAGAUGUUGCAAUUCUAGUGGAGAUAUUAAGGAAGAGUUACGUUGCAAUACAAGAGAUAGACUCGGGCAUCACGAUUCUUCAAAUUUAUUAAGAGAUUCAUUUGAUUGAAGCUAAAAUUGUUUUUCGAAAUCUGUUCAAAAUUUCAGCAAAAAUACUUUUAAUUCUAAAUUUUAACCAAGAAUUUUCAUUAAUAAUUUCAUAAAGAAGAGGGUAAAAGUAGCCAACCAAGUAAGACCAAACAGGAUGAGUAAGAACCAGGGAGCCGAGAACUCUAACGGGUAUGUUAGUAUAUCUCCCAAGCCGUUUCCACCACAAGAACUCACUAAAUUCGGAAGCACAAGUGUGCAGUUGAUACGGAAGAACUCCUUCCCUGCCAAAAAGAAUGAAGCAACUAUAUCAGCUGUCAACAAUUUGUCAGCAAUUUUGAAGAAAAAUAGCAGAAACCAACAACUAAACUUCCUAACACAAAACCCGAAAGAAAUUUCAAUUGAGCUCCCAAAAAAGUACGAUAGUCAGAUAAGGAUCCAAUCCUCCAGUAUCAAAGCCACUUAUCGAGAGGGAAAGAGGGAGAAUGGGGAUAUUUCUGGGUAUAACACUCGUUCUGGGUUCUUUCUGGGACGAACUUCCACCCUUAAAUGCCCUCAACACGAGAAAUCAAGGAAGAAAAAGAUGUCCAGAUUUUUCAAAAAUUAUCAAAAGGAAACCUCAUUGCAUCACAUGAGGAAGAUGAUGAACAGAUGCUACACUCCAAGUCUUGAGAAGACAAAGUCUCACAAAACUUUUGAGAGUGAUAUUAAGAAAAAGAUCUGUCUGAAAAUCCCAGCUAGCUCCUAUAUGGACAUCGACGAUGAGCCAUUCCAUAUUGGAUAUGGUGACGAUACGUUUCCGGACAAGCUACAGGCUAUCUGGAAGGUAGAGACUUCUAACUCAAAACAGCCUAAGUGUGAAUGAAAUAAGGUGUUUCCGAAAAACACUCCUUCGAAACAAAAGUGUUUGUAUGCUAACAGACUUGAAAAUGCUUUAAAAGUGAAAGAGUUUAAGUACGGAUCGAUCCCUUCUGAUGAAAAUCAUGCGAUUUCUCGAUCAUCCAAAAAUCUUUGAGACAUUACGGCUAUCAAAACUGAUAAGAAAAUAUGGAAAGCUAUAUUUAAAAGCAAGAGAAGUAUACGUAGAAAAAUUCCAAGGAAUUUACGAGGAAAUGCAGUCAUCCAGAAGAAGAAUCAAGCCAAGUUAAACCUAUCUGUUUCUACUAGAAGGAAGGAGGCAGAGAUUUCUCGUAAACCUUUAAUUCACAGUGGCCUGGGAGGUAGUGUUUUAGAUAAAUAUGACGAAAGUGGAGACGCUGAUUCACAAGGCGUCUACAAUAUUCUUUCCAAAAAUCUGAGUUUAAAGGCAAGACAUCUUGUGGUUAAAGCAAGCGAUGAAGGUACUAAUAAUACCUCUAAAAACACAUCAGAUGAAGAAAAACCAGAUAAUGCAAAUGUUGUGUUAGGAAAGACUUGGGAAAUUUCAAGGUAUUAGAACUAGUUGAUCACAAAGAUGC
This is a messenger RNA of Moneuplotes crassus, 1686 nucleotides long. NCBI's taxonomy places the organism in Eukaryota, Ciliophora, Spirotrichea, Euplotida, Euplotidae. The record is from the annotation of a GenBank genome assembly.